AUGGGAAAGGGUCUGGUUUCCGAGGCGAGUGGUGGCCAGGCGGCCGCGGGCCCUGGCUUCCACCCGUUACCCCGUCUGUGGCCGCCGGGCGCCGGCAGCCCCGUUGGCCCGGUGCGCCUAAGGUGGGCCCGUCCCCAUCGCCGCCAGUUCCGUGCGGGCGGUCCCAGCUCCAAUGCCGAGCCAGCGCGGCCCUGCUGGUACCAACGCGCGCCGCCCAGCUCUACCCCACCCGGCCCGGAACGAUCCGCCUUCCCCGACCUCCGCGCAGCCGGAUUACAGGAGACGCCACGCUCCCAGUCCCUCGUACCGGCGAAUCCCCGAUAUAUAUACACGCAAAAGUCG
This is a messenger RNA of Iphiclides podalirius (scarce swallowtail), 342 nucleotides long. The record is from the annotation of a GenBank genome assembly. NCBI's taxonomy places the organism in Eukaryota, Metazoa, Arthropoda, Insecta, Lepidoptera, Papilionidae.